AUUUUCUCGCGGCGAUUGCGCACGUAAAAUCGGAAAUAAUCCAUUGAAUUUGUGUCAUUGUCUAAUUAGUGAACGUUAUCCUAUCGUUUAUUGGGCUGUCGACAUUAUGUGAUAAUUCAGAAUAAUUAUUGGUUGAAUUUUCCACGUUUUCACCGUUUUUAGUGCAAUAUGCGCGAAAAAUAGAAUUACCAGAAUUUUCUUGUGGCUUUGUCCUCAAAAAUAUUAAUAAAAAAUUGAAAAUUUGUUAACAUUUCAAGUGUAAUAUUCCAGGAGUGGAGGCAUUGGAUCUUGGAUCGGUUCCCUCAGUUAAUACCGAACACACUAGCGAUGUGGCAAGAUCAAUCAUCAGGAGUAUAUCAACACAAGAUGAACCGUAUACUCGUUCUACUGUGCAUGGCCGUCAUAUCAAUCGCACGAUGUCAAAAGUGCCUGCGUACGAGGUGGUUCCAGUCCUCCACAUGGUCCACAGGCGAAGCCCGGAAGUGAAACCGGAAAUUCAUCUUAGAGCAUUUGGAAAAAAUUAUAAUUUAUCACUGGAGUCAACAAAAGGUCUUCUGAAGCCUGAAAAGCAUGUGCCCAUGUGGACGGUCUCCAGAAAUACUUCAAGUCCUGAUGGUCUCGAAUACGAAGAAGUGCCAGAGGGAAGCGCCGACAUUGGGGACAUCUACCAGGAUGCCGACAACAUGGCGUCCAUCUUGUUGCAUCGAGAUACAAAUGGGAAAGUCCUCGUGGAGGGGAAUAUUGGUUCGGAGCUGGUGAUUCGAUCGCUUCCCGAACGCAUACGAAACGAGAUAGUUCCCAGUAUUGCAGAUCUUAAUCAAGAGAAUCAGCUGCCAAAUCUGAUGAGGAGCAAGAGAGAUUUCAGUCAAACACAUCAUCAUGUGGUUUUUAGGAGGGUUGAAAGACCCAUCGCUGAUGAGUACAGUGAUUUCGCGUUCAUGGAACCGGAUCACCUGGCCAAGCGGUUCAGGUCGAAGAGAUCGAUUACACCUGGGAGGUCAAAGCGCGAUGCACCUUACGUAAUUUAUCCGGAAAUCCUCUGCAUCGUUGACUACGACGGCUACAGAUUGCACGGUGGAGACAACGUUCAGAUAAAAAGAUAUUUCGUGUCAUUCUGGAAUGGUGUCGACAUGAGGUACAAACUCCUGAAGGGCCCUAAGAUUCGCAUCAGCAUCGCUGGGAUUAUUAUAUCGCGGGGAAGAGAUGCAACACCUUACUUGGAAAGAAAUCGCGUGGGACGCGAUGCGAUUGACUCGGCAGCUGCUUUGACCGACAUGGGCAAAUAUCUUUUCCGGGAGAGGAGACUUCCGGUUUACGACAUUGCCGUUGCCGUGACGAAAUUAGAUAUGUGCAGGAGGCAAUACGCGAAUGACGUGUGCAAUAGAGGAACCGCAGGUUUCGCAUACGUGGGUGGUGCCUGUGUCGUUAAUAAGCGAUUAGAGAAGGUCAACUCAGUCGCAAUAAUCGAGGACACGGGUGGAUUCAGCGGUAUCAUCGUCGCUGCUCACGAAGUUGGUCAUUUAUUGGGUGCAGUGCACGAUGGAUCACCACCACCGAGUUAUCUGGGUGGUCCAGGUGCUGAGAAAUGCCGAUGGGAAGAUGGUUACAUCAUGAGUGACCUGAGGCACACGGAGAAGGGCUUCAAAUGGUCCUACUGCAGUGUCUCCUCUUUUCAUCAUUUUCUCAAUGGAGACACAGCUACCUGUUUAUACAACGCGCCCCACGAGGAUGAGGCGCUGCCCAGGGUCUUACCUGGAAAAUUAUUAUCAUUGGAUGCCCAGUGUCGUAAGGAUCGUGGCACGAGUGCAUGUUUCAAAGAUGACAGGGUAUGCGCACAAUUAUUCUGCUUCGAUGCGGGCUCUGGUUAUUGCGUCGCCUACCGACCCGCGGCAGAGGGCUCUCCCUGUGGUGAUGGACAGUAUUGUUUGAACGGAAAAUGUGUAGCUGAGCAUGAAAACAUUAUUCCGGAUUAUACACAAAAUAUUCCCACGUACGUCAGGCGCGACAGCAUUUACAAUAGUGCGUCUCAAAGUCGGCCAACGUAUGCGCAGUAUAAUAACACAGAUUACAGGUAUCUAUGGGGCUCAACAACCCAAAGUACACCCCAAUCAACGACACAGUACAGCCGUAAUGAUUACACAUCAGUAUCCCCCGGUGAUACGACGUACAGUCGUUUACCCACUUCCUCAACCCCACGUCCCAAACCGUUCAGCUUCAGUACGCGAACGACACCCUUUUCACAGCGUCCAACUGGAUACAAUAAAAUAAAAAAUUACGACAAAUACUACAACAAACACGAUAGCACAACGACGAAGAGAGAGAAUUAUUUAAAUAAUUUGUCCAACGUGUACUCCACGACUACCAGUCCAAUCACACCCAGUACAUAUUACAGUACAUAUAGUAGAAAUACACCGCACAGUCUUGUGAGCUCGGUGUCGCAAGCGACAACAAGCCGUGGAACAGAGGACGAUGAGUGCAUUGAUGUGGCGUCAGACUGUGCAGAGCAGAUUGACAGGCUGAGAAUGUGGCUGUGCCAUCUACAAUCUGUGAAAAGGCGCUGCUGCGCUUCCCUGAAGAAUAUCUGCGGCUGAAAUUAUCGCCAAUUCGAUAAAAAUAAUGAAAAAAUAAAGCACAAAACAAAAAUUUCUGUUCUAUUUCACUAUUUUCAUUCUUAUCCCAGGGAAUUGAAAGGAAAUAUUCCAGAAAUUGCGUUUUUAAUUAUUUGAACAAAUUACCACGGGAAACAGUGUUCAUACAUGUAUUUCAAACGAAUAAUGAAAUUUUCAAUCUCAUCAGCUCACAAUGUUUUGCCUAUUUUUAUUAUUAUGUUUGUUGAUUGGGAAAAUUGUUCAUAAUUUUUUAGCAUUUUGAUCUAAAAAGUUGAUACUCGAAUGAGAAAUUGAGGAUAAUACGUCAAAAGGAUAAUUCAAUUACAUUAUCAUAGGAUACUACAUCAUUAUUACGUAGAAGCGAUUAUUGAGAUCUAAGAAUUGAUAUUCUCCUUGUUUAUAACUUAGAAUAAUCGUGGAUUACCUUGAAUAUAUUGACGUGAAGAAUGCCUGACGUAUUUCAGUGAAAAUAUAAAAAAAAGUAAGAAAAAAUGGAAGAAAUUUCUCAACGUUGUACUCGUGAUUCGGACAAUCUUCAAUUCGAUUAAUUGUUUUAACUCUUUAAUUUCCUACAAUUAUUAAUUUGCUGAAUAUAUUUAUUCGGGGAUUUGAGAGGUGGAGUGGGAGCGGUCUUUAUACAAGUCGCCUUGUAGAAAUACGUACAACAAUUUGUUUGUUUGUUUGUUUGUUGGCUCUUUCGUUAGUCUUUUGAUAAUUGAUGCAAAAGAAAUAUCGAUGAGACUCGUCCUUAUGUAGAAAAGAUGAAAAAUGAGGAAACAUUUUUGGUAAUGUAAGAAUAAAUCAUAAUGACGAAAUA
Molecule: messenger RNA, 3426 nt
Organism: Fopius arisanus
Lineage: Eukaryota; Metazoa; Arthropoda; Insecta; Hymenoptera; Braconidae
Gene: sona
Product: sol narae
Biological process (GO): proteolysis
Molecular function (GO): metalloendopeptidase activity
Source: RefSeq, a predicted model, not a curated record